AAUUUCAAAAUUCAAUGGAAGUAUCUGGAAAUUUCUAGAAAUUUCUUGAAAUUUCGAUACGAACUCUCCGUGAAUAUUCGUGAGAACGAAUUAAUCGUUGAAGGGAAACAUGAAGAAAGGAACGACGAAAAUGGUACCAUUCAACGUCAUUUUAUUCGCAAAUAUGAAAUUCCAAGCGAUGUGCAAAUGGAUACAAUUGAAUCGAAUUUAUCCGACCACGGAGUAUUGAGUAUCAACGCCAGGAAGGUACCAUCAGACAGUGUACCAUCAGAAGGAUCAAACCAGAACAAAAACAAUGAACCGUACUAA
Dracunculus medinensis (Guinea worm) is the source of this 309-nucleotide messenger RNA. The record is from the annotation of a GenBank genome assembly. NCBI's taxonomy places the organism in Eukaryota, Metazoa, Nematoda, Chromadorea, Rhabditida, Dracunculidae.